AUGAAGUCACCAAGGACGAUUAAGGAAGUACAAAGACUGACCGGCUGUUUAGCAGCACUUGAUAGAUUUUUGUCAAGGUCAGGGGAUAAGUGUCGUUAUUUCUUUCAAACCAUCAAGAAGAAAGCCAUGUUCGAAUGGACAGAGGAGGCCGAGGAAGCACUCGUACAGCUAAAAAGCCAUCUGCAUACGUUUCCUCAGCUCGUCAGUCCACUCAAGAAUGAGAAGCUAAUUAUCUAUCUCGCCAUCUCUGAACACUCUCUAAGUGUCGUCCUACUUGCUGAAAGGGAUAGCCACCAGGUCCCAGUCUUUUUUAAUCAGCCAUUUACUUCACAACACCGAGCUGAGGUACCCCUUAUUGAAAAAUUUGGCUUAGCAUUUUACAUGGCAUCAAAAAAGUUGCGGUCGUACUUCUUGGCAUAUUCAAUUGUAGUCUACACAGACCAACCUCUAAAGAAGCCAUUUACAACCUUAGAGGCCAAUGGUCGUAUGCUCAAGUGGGCCUUGAUAAUGAGUGGCUUUGACAUUACGUUUGAGCCAAGAAAAGCAAUCAAGGGACAAUCCUUUACUGAUUUCUUAGCUGAGAUGACUCGGCCUAAUCUUCAGCCGGCCAGAGAUCAGACCUGGAAGGUAUUUUUUGAUGGCAGUGCAACAGCAACCGGAUGUGGUGCUGGAGUCAUUUUUCAAUCGCCCGAGGGGAAUAAGUUUGAAUAUGCUUUGAGAUUUCAGUACCAAGCUUCUAAUAACGAGGUUGAGUAUGAAGCUCUCCUGGCUGGCCUUAUAAUGUGUAAGGUGGCAGAGGCGAAAAAAGUGGAUGUAAGCUCGGAGUCCCUGCUUGUAGUCGGCCAGGUAAAUGGAGAUUUUGAGGCAAGGGAGCCGGCUAUGAUGAAAUAUUUGAAGAUUGUCAAAGAGGAGGCCAAGGGCCUAGAUCAUUUUACUCUACAGCAAGCUCCUCGUUCGUCCAACCAUCAGGCGGACUCCCUCUCUAAGUUAGCAUCCUCAGCAUCAUGUGAUACUCCCAGAUUAGUACUUUGGGAGGUAAAAGAAAGAAGGAGUAUUGAUGCCGAGCCAAUACAAAUCAUUGAUAAAAGCUCCACUUGGAUGGACGAGAUCAUUUCGUAUUUAAGGGAUGGAUUACUUUCGGCCGAUCCUAAAGAGAGAUGGCUGAUGAAGAAGAGAGCGGCCUGGUUUGAAAUGAAGCAGGGGGAGUUGCUUAAAAAGGCAUUUGUGAAGCUGUACAUGAACUUUGUUACCCCCGAGAAGGGGCAUGAUGUCCUUAACGACCUCCACCAGGGGCAGUGUGGCUCUCAUAUUGGAGGGCGAGCCUUGGCUGAAAAGGUUGCCCAUCUGGGAUACUACUGGCCGAUCUUAAAGUCGGACGCCAUGAAAAUGGUGAAAAAAUGUGACAAGUGCCAGAUAUUUGCAACCUUGAUCCAUCGCCCUGCUUCAGGCAUAGCUCAUUGCUUUGCUUCGGUUGGCCGGCCACAAGACAAUGGCCAGGUAGAAGCACACAAUAAGUUGAUCUCCAAUGGUAUCAAGCGUAAGCUUGAAAAGGUAGGCGGCCUAUGGGCUGAUGAGUUGGUCAAUGUAUUGUGGUCCAUACGAACAACGGUCAAGAGCUCCAUAGGGAAAACUCCAUUCUUUUUGGUAUACAGCGUUGAGGUUGUUCUCCCAAUUGAGAUGUAUGAGCCCACUCUUAGAGUGAUGUUAUAUGAUGAAGCGGCCAAUUGGGAGGCCAUGAGGACUGCCCUAGACUUCCUUCCAGAAGCUAGGAGCAAUGCGACGCUUAGGCACAAAAUUUAUCGCCUAAGGAUGACAAGGGCAUACAAUCGCCGAGUGUUAAAGCGUCCGCUAAAAAUGGGAGAUCUGGUCCUAAGGAAAAUGGAGGUUGUGGGUCGGGCAAAUGAAGAUGGAAAGCUGACCCCAAACUGGGAAGGGUCGUAUCGAAUCAGUGAAGAAGUCCGAGAUGGUACUUACCGUCUCAAGGCCAUGAACGGCCGUCUGAUUCCGCGUACAUGGAACUCUGACAACCUGAAGAAAUAUUAUGUUUAA
Molecule: messenger RNA, 2049 nt
Organism: Chenopodium quinoa (quinoa)
Lineage: Eukaryota; Viridiplantae; Streptophyta; Magnoliopsida; Caryophyllales; Amaranthaceae
Exons: 2
Coding region: 1-2049 (682 amino acids)
Molecular function (GO): RNA-DNA hybrid ribonuclease activity; nucleic acid binding
Source: RefSeq, a predicted model, not a curated record